AUGAAUAAAGGCAGCUCCUUUGCAAAGAGCUCCAGGGAGGAUACCCAGAAAUCAGAGAAGAAAUGCAAGGCUUUCAAGGAUAUUUCCAAAUACUUCUCUAAGGAAGAAUGGGCAAAGCUUGGCUACUCAGAUAAAAUCACCUAUGUGUACAUGAAGAGAAACUAUGACACCAUGACUGGUCUAGGUCUCAGGGCCACCCUCCCAGCCUUCAUGUGUCCUAAAAAACGGGCCAUAAAAUCCAAGAGGCAUGAUUCUGAUGAAAAUGAGAACCACAGGAAUCAGAAUGAACCUCUUCAGGAGGUUUCCAAUGUGAAAAAGAGAAAACACCAGAAGGUGAUGCUCAAAACGGUGAAGGAAGAAGAGGAUUCAGACCCAAUACCAAUAACACCUGGAUUUGAGCAGGCUCAGAAAGUGCUGUGCCUCCCUGGAAAAGCAAGUACCUCUGAUCAACAGAGUGAGAUAAUACCAGGACCCAAGAGAGGGAAGAAUAGUAUUUGGGCCUACAGACUGCGGGAGAGGAAGAACCUAGUAGUGUAUGAAGAGAUCAGUGAUCCUGAGGAAGAGGACUAA
Messenger RNA from Nyctereutes procyonoides (raccoon dog), 570 nucleotides. RefSeq names its product putative protein SSX6. Gene Ontology annotation, biological process: regulation of DNA-templated transcription. The transcript is spliced from 6 exons. The record is from RefSeq and is a predicted model, not a curated record. Gene Ontology annotation, cellular component: nucleus. Lineage: Eukaryota; Metazoa; Chordata; Mammalia; Carnivora; Canidae. The coding region runs from base 1 to 570 and encodes 189 amino acids.